Messenger RNA from Sinocyclocheilus rhinocerous, 522 nucleotides. Its product is annotated as monoacylglycerol lipase ABHD12-like. The coding region runs from base 123 to 506 and encodes 127 amino acids. The record is from RefSeq and is a predicted model, not a curated record. NCBI's taxonomy places the organism in Eukaryota, Metazoa, Chordata, Actinopteri, Cypriniformes, Cyprinidae. The transcript has 4 exons.
GAUUCAUAUAAUUACAGAAUUCAUGAAAACAGCUUCAUAUGCAUGGACUCGGAUACUUUUUUGGCAUAAUGUGUUUGAUCAUCGUGCUGUCACGUUGACGCAAACGAGGCUGUUUUGGACUGAUGCGAAAGCGAAAAGGCAGCGCAGACCAUGACAGCUCGUUCACGGGUACACUACUGGAAGGCAGCUCCGAUCUAAAGCAGUGCCCCAAAAAGACAGACGCUGCUUCUGAUCCAGGAGGUUCGGGGACAGCGAUGGGGAGACGCUACAGGAGGGGUGGUCUAAUGUGGAGGCUGAGGAAGAUACUGAUCUGGGUGCUGGGAAUCUACAUCACCAUCCCUGUUAUCAUCAAAGUCUGUCCAUCAAUACAAGCAAAAUUAGUAUUUUUAAACUUUGUGCGAGUGCCAUAUUUUAUAGAUCUGAAGAGACCACAGGAUCAGGGCUUGAAUCACACUCGCAAUUUCUACCUGCAGCCCGAGGAGGGAAUCAACAUUGGAGUGUGGUGAGAGCACAGACACAGAC